CUUUUCUCCAUUGCCAACCACCAAACAAGCACGACAGCCAGCACAAACAACACAAAGCGCACCACACCACCAGCACCAGCACACCACUAGCUAGCAUGUCGACGGAGGCAACGGAGGAGGGUGCAGUGGCUGCCGUGGAUGCACACGCGAAAGAGGAUGCAGCAGAGGAAGGCAUGAUGGCUGGUCCGUCAACUGUUGACACGCCUACAGCCCAAGAUGCAAGAAGGGAAGACGAGGCGGAUGCGGCACAGACUGGCAAUGGUCCAUCACGACCCCAUAAUGACGAUGACGAUGAUGAUGAUGAUGAUGAUGCAGUCCAUGAUGAUGAUGAUGAUGAUGAUGAUGAUGAUGGCGCGGCAGUUGGCGAUGCCGGCCCACAAAGCGGAGGAGUUGAGAGUACACAGGACACAGCAGCGCAUGACAUCGCUAGCUCACACCCAUCAGAGACGACGCUGGUGCGGGAACCUCUCGAGGAGUCGGCUGACCAUCAAGGCAAUGAACAACAACAGCCUGCAAAGCAGCAGGCAGAUGAUGCACACGAUGCCGUUCUCACACAGGAUGCGGACGAUGACAACAACAAUAGCGACAUCGCAAGCAAUGACCUGCACGAAGACGUUGAACCAGGUGACCGUGGUGAUGAACAUACGGAUCAACAACAACCGAGCUCACACUCGAUGCAAGCAGGCAGCGAAAGUGUCACAGCUGCCGCAUUUGCGUGGGAAGACGAGGAAGACGCUGAAGUGGCAUCGCUGCUGUUUGAUUCAGAGGAAGAACAAGAUGAGCAAGAUGGGAUGGUGCCGCCGCUACAGUCCCUCGGCCGCGAUGCUGGGGCUCCCGGUCUGUCCACGUCAUCUCUGCGCGGCGCGCUGGCUGGCUCACAGAGUCGCAGCAGCAGAAAGGCGCUCUUCCCAGACCAGCAAGCCGUCGGCAACCAGAUUCGAUUGGAGAAGAUCACCGAGAACAUGCAGCGGUAUGACAAGGAGGUGGCAAAGCUGGAGGCACAGCGGGGCAAAGUGGCAGCCAACAUCUCCGAAGCGCGGGCACAGCUGGCCAGUCUUCAUGCACAAGUGGACGAGCUGGACGAUGGCAUCGACGCCCUGCUUGACUCCGCCACCACCGCCGACGGCACGUUGAAGAGUGAGGUCAACGCGCUCCAGAACCAGCAGAACUGCCUUCUCAGCCAAGUCACCGACCUGGAGGAGAGCAUUCGAGAGAUGGAAGCGCAAGAUGCCACCAUCCAAGAACGCAUCCAAGAUUGUACUGCGAAGAAAGCGCAGUUUGCAAAGCUUGAACAGAUGGUGCUGGACACGAAGAACAACAACGACAAGGUGGACAAGAUCCUACACCGCCAUCGCCGGGAGGGCAGUGGACCGCUGGUCGAGCGGACACGCAAGCGGCGGUCAAAGCAGACGCAGCCGUUGCCGUUCCCAACAGACGGGCAGGAGGCGACGGCACGCGUGCGCCGGCUUAUUGGCGAGCGCCUACAGCAGGCGAAACAGCGCGAGCGAGAGGCAGAGACACAGGAGGCCGUGGAGGAGGGCAGGAAGCGAGAUGUGCUGCUGAGCUUGAAGCGAAACAUCGACCACGUCUCAGAGGGAGACAGGCGGCGGGCCAUCGAGUUGAGGAAGCGACGGCAGCAGGCUGAGCGCGAGCACAAGGCCGAGAAGCAGCGGCUGCUGGCGGAGGGCCAGAACCCGGAGGAGGUGUUCCGGCGACGCAAGCUGGAGCGCGAGCGAGCGAAACAGCAGCAGCGCGCACAGAGGGAGAAGGAAAAGCAGGAGCAGAGCAUUGCCGCGCGCAUUGCACAGGAGAUGUCGUGGAAGCGAAGCGAGGUUGGCGAGCGCACGGCCAAGCUGCGGCAGACGGCAAUUGGGACAACCAUGAAGACGAUGCAGGCGACGAGCGGGGCCGUGGCGGGCAGAUUCGAGGCAGAGGCAGCGCUGCAGCUGAAGAUGGAACAGCAGCAGCAACGUGGCGCUGGUGGCGCUGGUGCUGGUGCUGGGAAGCAGCGAGUAGGACCGAACCACAAGAGCAGCAAAGCGUCAAAGGUGGCACUGGCAAGUGCACAGGAUAUCGGUGACGAAACAGGUGGCACUGACGGCGGCAGUGUCAAUCCCGCAGCGAAGGCAUCAUCCGCCAUGUCUGUUGGCCGCAUAUCCAAGCAGUCGUCGAAGCAGCAGCUGCUCGCAGCGUCCAAGAUGGGCAGCCAGAUGUCAGUGCUGAGUGGCUCCAGCAAACAACAACAACAACAGCAAGGGCCGCUUCCAUCGGCGUCAGAUCUCGCCAGACAGCUGGUUGUUGCUGGGCGCGAGUUCAAAGGGCCUGCAUUUGUGAGCAAACCUACAACCAUCUCCUUCGAAGAUUUUGACGUGGGCGAGACAUAUGCGCAGAAGGUUGUGCUGACCAACAUCAGUUACAGCGUCAACAGUUUCCAGCUGCUGCCACCGCCUGUGGACGCCAUCACAUACGAGUACACCCCAAGCGGCGGCCUCAGUCCCGGCCUGUCUGCAGAGCUCACUGUCGUGUUCUCCCCAAAGACCAACCGUGACUGGUCAGGCCACAUUCGCCUCCUUGCGCAGACGGGCGAGUUCACCAUCCCGAUAGAGUGCCGCCGUAAACGCGCCAGCGUGUCGCUGUCUUCGCAACAUGUGGCGCUUCCGUCGGUGUACAUUGGCGAGACAGCACGUGCAGAGGUGGUGCUGGAGAACACGGGCGCGCUCGCCACGCAAUACCGCAUCCAGCCCAUCCAUGACAGCAGCGACGGUGAUGGUGGUGAUGGUGAUGGUGAUGGGGCCGCUGCUGCAGAUCGCACGACGACAUCGACGACAACAGCUUUAGCUUCAGCGACCGUGGUCGAAAAGGACGAGGCGGAAGCGAGGGGCGGCAACGCAGGCACUGGCAUCAAUGCGGGCGCCAAGGUCGCAGAUACAGCAGACAAGAGCAGCAACAACAACAAUAACAACAACAACAACAAUAACAACAGUGGCAGUGAUGGCACGACAAAAGCGACAACGACAGCAACAGCGACGUCGUCAUCUGCGUCGCACCAUCAUGGCAUUGAGCUCGAGGGUGAAACAGACGGCGUGCUGGCGGCAAAAGGGAACACAACGAUUGGCGUGGUGUUUGCACCCCCGCACCCUGGCCCGUUCUCCCGCAAGUACAAGAUUGUGUUUUCGGACAGCGACUGCGCGCCGCUUGAACUUCAGGUGGACGGAGAGUGCACGGCUGUGCCUGUGCAGCUGACCCACGACAGCGUUGACUUGAGGAUUUGCCAAAUCAACCGCGUGUUUUCGGACCGCGUGUUUGUGACCAACACCAGCUCCACCUCGUCGUUCAAGGUGGCCUUCUCCGUGCCCGCCCCCGCGCGCAAGUAUCUUGAGGUGCGGCCGCGCACCGCUGUUGUGCAGGCCGGCAGCCGGUGCAAAGUGUCGCUUGUGCUCACCCCUGGCGAAGACAUGCUGAGCGACCUUGGUGACAUGGCCGACAGCGAGACGUGUCUCGUGCACAUCCCCGUGACCAUGGUGACGGAAGGACUGGCGUACAAGGCGCAGGUUGUUGUGCACGCCAACAUCACCCCGGGGGACAUUGAGGUGUCGGCGCAGGCCAUUGACUUUGGCCGUGUUGCGUUCACGGAGAGCGUCGUCGCGCCUCUCACCCUCACCAACACGUCUGCGCUUCCACAAGAGUUUGCAUUCACCAACUGCCCCGACUACAUCUUCGUGCAGCCCAACAGCGGGUUUGGGACGCUGCUGCCCUUUGAGACGACGCGUGUGAAUGUCAUCUGCGCACCGCAGCGCCACCCGCACGACGACGACGACCGCCCCCUCCGCUGCACCAUCAACCUCGAGUGGCCAGGCAGCAAUGAGCCCAAGAAAAUCAGGUGCAAGGCCGUGGGCGUGCUGCCCCCGCUGCGUUUGAGUUCGAACCGGAUCCGGUUUCCGCCCACCUGUCCUGGCGACGAGCGUGUGGCGCGCGUGGAGCUGAAGAACGUUCGCACAGUCACGCGCACGUUCCAAUUUGGCAUUCCAUCGUCCUCCUCAAUCAGUGUGAGCCCGCUGUGCGACACGGUGAAGCCGGGCGAGACGCUUGCACUUUGGGUGCGUUACGUCAAGCCCAAGCGCGACGACGGCGUGUUGUUUGCAACGAUUCGACGCUUGAUCAGGGAGCAGCAGGCCAAGGAGGCCGCAGAGCGUGAGGCCGCAGCAGCAACAAGCGAUGCGGUGAGCCCGUCCACAUCCACGGCCAGCGAUGCGAAGGCAAGUGCAGGUGCCAAGCAAGGCAGCGGGAAACCGACGUCGAAGAAGCCGUCUGCUGACUCGACACGCACGGGCGUGUCUGCCAAGAGCGCGAUAUCCAUUGCCCCGUCAACCAUGACCACAUCGUCAACACAGCUGUCUGCGGAGACCCCCGACGACGCCCCACUCUCGCUUGUGGAGGUUGAUCCGGCCAUCCUCUCUGCCGCGCUGCAAGAGGUGUACCCGCAGCGCAUCCACCGGCAGCUCAUUCCGUGCUACGUCAAGCCGCGCUCAUCCUCGUCUUCGUCCUCGUCAGCGUCGAGCAACACGGCCAACAAUGGUGCUGAUGGCGGUGCUGAUGGCGGUGCUGACGGCAGCAGUCGCGGGCCCGCGGCCGUUGCCGUUGACACAACCGAGUGCUCGUAUCUUGACGUUGAGGUGCCGGAGGUACCGCCUGUGCUGGCGGUCGUGUCGGACUAUGGCAAGACGAAGCACGACUUUGGGCCCGUCUUCAUUGGGGAGAAGGCGUACUACACGGUGGACGUGCUCAACAUGUCGAGCGAGGUGGUGCACGUGAGCAGCAGCGUGCUGGACAGCUCUGGCGCAUUUGCGACCGUCAAGGCCAUCCGCCCCAUGCAGCCAGGCGCAGUGCAGCGCAUUACAAUUGCGUUUUGGCCGCAGGCUGCGCGCGCGUAUUUCGAGCAGUUUGACAUCUCAUGCCGCCAGCAGACCAUCAAGCUGCGGCUAUUUGGGCAGGGCGUUGUGCCCACCUUAGAGGCGGUGCUGCCCAAACGCGAGACGCACUGCGAGUUGGUGUGUGCGGCCACGAGCCAGCCCGUGCCAUCGGGGCCGUUCCUCAUGUUCCACGAUUGCAUCAGUGGCGAUCGUGUGCAGGCGAAGCUGCGGCUCCGCAACACAUCCACGCUGCCGCUCUCCUUCACGCUCGCGUUUGCAAGCCAACAGGCCCGUGACAAGAACACUGUGGCCAUCGCCAGCAGGCCGAACAAGAACGACGCGAGCAAGGGCGCAGCGGGCGUGCAGGAGGCGCCGACGGUUGCGUUUGAUGCGCGUGUCGGCGCGGCGACGGUGGUGCGGCCACAGCGGCAGGAGUGGGACACGUGCAACGUGAGUGGAACGCCGGCAUUCUACUGUGAGCGGUACACGGGUCGCCUGGCGCCAACGGAGCACACGGACAUUGCUGUGACGUUUGCGCCCGACCGCACCUCGCUCUUCUUCCGCGAUGUGCUGCGUAUCACGUACUCCAGCAUGGUUGCGCCCAUCUGUGUGGACGUGCGCGGGCGCGCGUGGAGUGCAGGCCCCUUCCUCAUUGGCGGUGCAUCGGCGGCGCUGCCCGCAGCAGACAACCUGCUCCUCCUCUCCCACUGCACUGGGGACGGGCUUGGCGAUGCCGGUGAUGGCAGCGGGGACGCAGCGGAGGUGAGUGGGAGCACAGGCGACGCUGGUGCCGAGGGCAAGGACGGCAACAGCGGUGGUGGUGGUGGCGGGAAGAAGAACAAGGGGCAGGUGAAGACGCUGCAGAGGCAUGUGCCACUGCUGUACAGCUUGGCGGCGCACACAACGACAACGACGUCGGCGGGCAAGCCCGGGGAUGGGAGUGGUGAUGGCGACGGUGAAGGAUCUGGGCCCAUGUCUCGGGUGGUGUAUGACAGCAUUAGCACGACGCUGCUUGCCGGCAUCCCUGUUGUGAGCGGCAACGCGGGGAAAAAGGUGACUGGCGAAUGUGUUGUGCAGCCUUUAAGCGAGGAGGACCAGAGCAAAGGCUUCUCGCUGAGCGUGGUGAAUCGUGCUUCGCUCGACAGCUCGCAACUCCUGCCGGUGGUGAUCACAUUCAAACCACUAACCAGCGAUGAUGAGAGUGACGGCGAUGGUGAAGGUGAUGGCGAAGAUGGUGAUGUGAUGACAGCUGAUGGCGAAGGGGCGACACGAGCGGGCGCUGAUGGUGAAGAACAAGGCAAGUCUGACAGUGGUGGCCCUGGCGGCGAGCAACCAAAGCCUGCAGCAACGUCACCCCGUGCGUCUCCCAUGACGCCAACGCCACGCGGUGGUGCUGGGGAGCAAGAGGAGGAGGUAACGGCGCAGCGCAAGGACCUUGUGCCGGGCAUGAAGCUCGUUGCUGCCACCUCGUUUGUUCUCAAAUCGGGAGCACAUGCCGUUCAGUAUGACGUGAGCGUGCAAGUCACCGUGGUGGAGUAGCCAUGGCGUCAUCAGUGUUUGCACGCGUAUGUUGUUGUUUAAGUUGUUGUUGUUGUUGUUGUUGUU
This is a messenger RNA of Salpingoeca rosetta, 6515 nucleotides long. RefSeq lists its product as uncharacterized. The transcript has 5 exons. Lineage: Eukaryota; Choanoflagellata; Craspedida; Salpingoecidae. Bases 96 to 6449 code for a protein of 2117 amino acids. The record is from RefSeq and is a predicted model, not a curated record.